Molecule: messenger RNA, 818 nt
Organism: Tripterygium wilfordii
Lineage: Eukaryota; Viridiplantae; Streptophyta; Magnoliopsida; Celastrales; Celastraceae
Product: zinc finger protein ZAT12-like
Exons: 1
Coding region: 149-637 (162 amino acids)
Source: RefSeq, a predicted model, not a curated record
GCAUGCAACUAUGCAAGUCUCCCCUCCAUAUAUAUAUACACACAUAUACAUAUACAUAACACAACUCACUCCUCGAUAUUACUUGCAUAUUCAUUCUUAUUCGUUCAACAAACGCACCACCUUUUUGUAAGUUGAGAUUUCACAAACAAUGAAGAGAGACAGAGAAGAGGAAGGAGAGAUUGAGACCGCACACAUGGCCAACCUCCUGAUGCAACUCUCCAAAGCAAACCAAACGACACCGACACGCCGUUUGUUUUCGUGCAAGACAUGCAACAGGCAAUUCCCGUCGUUUCAGGCGCUGGGAGGACAUCGCGCAAGUCACAAGAAACCCAAAUUCGAUCGAGAAGAAGCCCCGAGUUCGCCUGUGAAGCCGAAGACACACGCUUGUACGAUAUGCGGCCUCGAAUUUCCUAUAGGACAAGCCUUGGGAGGACACAUGAGGAGACACAGAGCUAGCGGCGCCACGGCUGUGAGUGACCGUAGCUUGAUGACUACUCGUCCUCUGUUGCCGUCAGUGCCAGCUCUGAAGAGAUCCACGAGUAAAAGAGUGAUCUUGUGCUUGGAUUUGAAUUUGAUGCCAUCGGAGAAUGAAGAUUUGAAGUUUCAAAAGGAGGCUCCUUUGUAUCGCUUUAUCUAGAUUCAUGAGGCCAUCCUUUGUGAAAGCUUCCUAGAGUUAGCUUAGGGUUUUUUUACUAUGAUUAUUUUUUUUUCUUUAAAAAUAUAGUGCAUUAUUUGGUUGAUUUUAUUAAUUACUUAUUUGGUUACCUAGUGAUAGAGAGAUUUUUUUAAUUGAUUCUUUGUUUUGAGUUCCUUUACCA